Molecule: messenger RNA, 483 nt
Organism: Onychomys torridus (southern grasshopper mouse)
Lineage: Eukaryota; Metazoa; Chordata; Mammalia; Rodentia; Cricetidae
Gene: Il36a
Product: interleukin 36 alpha
Biological process (GO): positive regulation of gene expression; cellular response to lipopolysaccharide; inflammatory response to antigenic stimulus
Molecular function (GO): interleukin-1 receptor binding; cytokine activity
Source: RefSeq, a predicted model, not a curated record
AUGGAUCAAGGAAAACAACUAAGCAGAGAGACACCUUGGCUAAGACAUAUUCAGGACCUUAGUAGUCGUGUGUGGGUUCUUCAUAAUGAUAUCCUCACUGCAGUCCCUAGGAAAGAACAAACGGUUCCGGUCACUGUCACCUUACUCCCAUGCCAAUAUCUGGACACUCUUGAGAAGGGCAAGGGGGAUCCCAUAUAUCUGGGGCUGAGCAAGCCUGAACGCUGUCUGUUCUGCACAAAGGAAGGGGAGCACCCCGUGCUGCGGCUCAAGGAAGGGGACAUAAUGGAACUGUACCACCAAAGGGAACCUGUCAAAGCUUCCCUCUUCUACCACAACAAGAGUGGCACCACCUCAACAUUCGAGUCCGCAGCCUUCCCUGGCUGGUUCAUCGCUGUCUGCUCCAAAGGAAGCUGUCCGCUCUUUCUGACCCAAGAACUGGGAAAAACCCACAUCACUGACUUUGAGAUGAUUGUGGUGCACUAA